ACGGUCACACUAUUUGAAAGCUCUAGCUAAAAAAAAAAACACUUGGCAAAAUUCAGAUAAUAAACAAAAUCAAAGAUAGUUGAAUUUGUAAUAAGAUGGAAUACGAAAGUGUGCUGAUCGUGAAGCCGGAGGUGUUCAUCUACAAAAUACCACCGCGCGCCAGCAAUCGAGGCUAUAGAGCGGCAGAUUGGAAUCUAAAGGAGCCCACCUGGACAGGCCGAAUGCGGCUGGUGGCCAAAGGCACCGCCUGCAUUCUAAAGCUGGAGGACAAGACCAGUGGCGCACUGUUUGCCAACUGCCCCAUCGACACAUAUCCCGGCGUUGCCAUCGAGGCGGUAUCCGACAGCUCUCGGUACUUUGUGAUCCGCGUCCAGGAUGAUAAUGGUCGCUCGGCAUUCCUUGGCUUGGGCUUUGGCGAUCGAUCGGACUCCUUUGACCUGAAUGUGGCGCUGCAGGAUCAUUUUAAGUGGGUGAAGAAUCAGGAGCAAAUCGAAAAGGAGAAAACAGAACCCAAGCAGGAGCUUGAUCUGGGAUUCAAGGAGGGCGAGACCAUUAAGAUCAACAUGAGAAUAACGAAAAAGGACGGCUCCGAGGGCACUUCGCGCACCGGCAAGAACAAGGGGUCAUCCGGCGUGUUGCCACCACCACCCGGUGGCUUAGGCAAGAUCGCUCCACCACCGGCAGCCGCUGCAGCCACGACGGUGCGGCAAAGUCCGGGCGUUUCGCCUGCGCACAGACCCGCCGGAGGAUCCGAAUGGACCGAUUAUGCAUCCGCAGGUGGCAACCAGGGACAACAGAACGCGGCCAAUGCCAACGCCAACGCCAACUGGGUGCAGUUCUAGAUAGACAUACAUCAUCCUGUUCCUCCUGCUGGUGCUGCUGCGCUUUUUUCUACCCCAACAUUAUGGUUUAAGAUGGUUGACCAGAUUUCUUUCUCCCUUAUUAUUCACUAUUGAUUCGCAAGCCUAUAAUAAUAUAAAUUUUUGUUUCGGUUUCGGUUCCAAAACACGACCAAAAGCAUACAAAUUUCAACAGAAAACCAUUAACAUUCAGCAGAAGCGGCGACAAGCGUCAAGCGUUAAAGAUAACUUUUAUUAUAUAUUUUUUUUAUUAAAUUGAAAGUGUGUAUUAGUUUCCUCGCCCAUCCACUCUCUCUCUCUCCCUCUCUUGCUGUCUCUAUCUUUUUGACUCGCUCUAUUUGAUGGAGAAAGGAGAAAAGAAAGUUGAAGAAAAAAAAAAGAGGCCGAGUUCUCAGUGGGCGGGGAUUUUUAGUAAAACUAUGUAUUUAGCCUGGUUGUUAUUUGUAUAAAUGAAAUGAAAGUAACGAGUGUGAAAAAUUCAACUAUUCGAAAGUGUAAUUUGUUAAAGUCUAGAUCGAGAGAUAUUGCAACUAAACCGGAAAGGGAAUUAAGUUUAAAUACCAAGUUAUAAAGCUAAACUAAUGUGAGUUGAAUUAAAAUUUUAAUUAAUUAUUCAAUUUUUGAGUACUUACACACAUUACACUCUAUCUCUCUCUCUCUCACGCAACAACACAUGAAAGGACAUUCCGCAAAAACAAAACAAAAAAAGUAUCGAUUAUCGUCGUAACAUACCAAUCUAUAAUUUAUUGUUAACACUCUCCUGAAAUUCUACCAGAUCCAUGGGUUAUAUAUGUAUAUGGCAUGCCGCAAACAAUACAGAUCUAUCUAUACAUAUAUAUAUUUUUUUGUUUCGUUUACAACACACACACAUACAUGCUUAGCAAUUAAGUAAAUCAAAUGAAUUAUAUAUAUAUAUAUAUAUAAUAUACAAUAUGAAGAAAUAUCCAUAUGUAUUUAAUAAACCACACACACAUACUUGUAGAGAAGGAAAUCUUGCUAGCUCUGAAUUCAAUUGUUAAACUUGUUUGUUUCUAUCCAACAAAAAAUCACCGGAGAACUGUGUGUCUUUGUUUCUCUGUUCCCGUUAAAAGAUUAACCUAAAACAAAAACGGGGCAAAGAAAAAGUUACAACACAUACAAAAAAAAUAUAUACAAAUAAAAAGAAGUUAUUCAUAUACUA
Drosophila kikkawai is the source of this 2040-nucleotide messenger RNA. Its product is annotated as NECAP-like protein CG9132. Gene Ontology annotation, biological process: endocytosis. Gene Ontology annotation, cellular component: clathrin vesicle coat; membrane. The record is from RefSeq and is a predicted model, not a curated record. NCBI's taxonomy places the organism in Eukaryota, Metazoa, Arthropoda, Insecta, Diptera, Drosophilidae.